CGGCCUUGAUUAUCCUGGAAAAGAUGUUCGCCCUCAAGCCGCAAUUCCCCAUUUCUGUCUCUCGGUCCCUCCUCAACUCGUUUAUAACCCUAGAGUCUUGGCGGCUGCCCUUGCCGCAGCCGUACGGCGGAUGAGGAGAACCUCAGCUGAGGAGGACGUGAAGCUCGCUGUCUUGGCGGCUUGCAGUGAAGGAUUUGGGACCUAGCCUGUGCUUACUAUGGUUUCCGAGGAAACCAAACCAAAGAAGCAAAGAAAUGAGGAAUGCAUCAUAAAUUGUCUCCCAGAAGACCUGAUCGAGCAGGUAUUUUUUAGGCUUCCAGUGAGCUCUUUGUUGAGGUGCAUUGGUGUUUGCAAGCAAUGGCGCAAAAUCAUCCGAGAUCCCCAAUAUGUCAGCUCACACCUCCAGAAUGCACCCUGUUGUGCCUUACUAUUCUUUCCGCAAGAGUCGGUUUCAGGAAGGCCCUACCCUGCAGAUACUAUCUUGAUUGAUGAAGCUGGGUCACAAUCGACAUACGCAGUGCCAGUGAUUGGCCCUGAAGAUUUCCUGUGUGGUUCAUGCAAUGGGCUUCUUUGCUUAUACACAAAGACAUCAACAAUCAAGAUAGCUAACUUUGCAACUGGUGAAUGCCUGCAUCUUGAGAAACCUAUGAAGAAAUUGAGGGGUGAUCACUUCUUGUUCUACGGCUUCGGAUUUCACCCUUUAACAAAAGAAUACAAGAUUAUACACUUCCUUGGUGAUUGUGACGAGGGUCGCCAUCGCCCACAUAAUAACAAAAGAUUCAGCGCCAUUCAAGUUUACACACUUGGUGACGAAAAAUGGAGAGAUAUCAGAACUCCAGGAGCUCUAAGCUUGAACUGUGUGAAAAACUCUGGAACAAUCAAUGUUGAUGGAACAAUGUAUUGGCUUGCUGAAGACAUGGUAGCUAGCUGGCAGCAUGCAGUUAUGUCCUUUGAUCUCAAUGAAGAACUUUUUGCACUGAUACAACUGCCAGCAGCUACACCUGAAGAUUGUCCAGGUCGUGGUCCUCGUCUGUACUAUGGAAAGAUAUGUGUAGCAACUGCUUAAACCUGUCCUUCCUUGCCCAGAAGGCUUGUUGGUAAGCUCCAAAUCUGGACUCUCGACAACAAAGUGGAGCAAAGGUGGACCCAGAAGUACAAUAUUCAGUGCUCACCAGAUUACAUUCCCGGUCAAAAUUUGGUUCUUGGGGAUAAGAUCAUGGUGCAACACUGUGAUGGAUACCUAUAUUCCUAUGAGUUGCUUGGGGAGAAUGUCAAUACUAAACUGUGUAAGAUGGAAAAGCUGUUAGAUUUCAGCCCCCACAAGCCUGACAACAUGCUAUUCUACAUGUGCGUGAAGUCACUUGUAUGUUUAGAUGUAUACAAGAAGGCUGGUGUUGUGCGUAAACCAAAACAACGGGAAGGCUGGGAAUUGAAGAAGUGGGAGUCAUGGAAGCACGAUCUGUCUGAGUUGGAAAAUAAGUGGACCAAAAUUCAUCGACGAGAGCUGGAUGCAGCGGAAUCUGCACGAUGCAAUGGGAUAGGAAUCUUUGGUCUACUACGACAUAUACCGGAUGACGUGUCUCAACAAAUAGGCAUGAAAAUCGAUCAAAUAUUUCCAAACUUUCCAGAUCAGCUACCAAGGCCCUUCUGCCGUCUUAAUUGGGUGACACAGAUGCGGGAUAUGGAAAAUUUACUUGCUCGUAUGAAGAACUUUAAUACUAUUAUGGAGCCUACGACUCAAGCAACACAAAGUAUCCUUAGAGCUAUACAGGAUCAGCUGGGCGCUUCGAGUUCAAAUGGUGGCAUUUCUUCUCAGAACUGCAAUGAUGGUGAGGAUUCAAAGGCUUGAGACUUGGGAUCUUAUCGUGAUUUGUUCUUGGCUUCCUCGGGCUGUUGUUCAACUCUUGCUUCAUUUUACCCCGGGAUUGUUUAGUUCUUUUACUUUGUAAAACGGUGAUUUCUGCAGUACCAUAUGUGUGCUCUUAUGUUUUUUCUAUCGAACCUAUGAUAUUUAUGGCUCGUGAUUAGUCAGUGUGAUCUGAUUAACACAUUGGUUGAUUUGGGACCUUGAUAAAUUUGCGUGACAGUGAAGUUGCGGCCGUUCUUUGA
Brachypodium distachyon (stiff brome) is the source of this 2109-nucleotide messenger RNA. RefSeq names its product F-box protein At3g07870-like. The record is from RefSeq and is a predicted model, not a curated record. NCBI's taxonomy places the organism in Eukaryota, Viridiplantae, Streptophyta, Magnoliopsida, Poales, Poaceae. Gene Ontology annotation, molecular function: protein binding.